UGCUCGCACUGUCUGUCAAAAAUAAAAAAUAAAAACGAAAACAAAAUUCUACCAACAGGCUUGUGCUGAGAAUGAGUGGUAGAUUGGGCCCCACAUCUAGCUUCUCCUGAGGCCCCCUAAAUGGGUAAAGUCAACUUCAAAGACCAGAAAGGCUCCUCCCAGGGGUGGGGAAACCAGCUGGGGGCGUGUGACUAUCUAACGGGCAGGGAUUUUGGUGAAAUGAAAGUGGAAGCAAAGAGCCUGCCGCUUCUACAUCAGAAGUGUAUUUCAGGUCUGGCCUAGAGGUGACUAAAGCCUGUCAGAAGGUACAAGCAAGAGUUUAGUCACUGUGGACACUGCCACUUUGUGCCCAGCUCUGAAGCCUCAGCUCUUGCCGCCCGGACCCCAGGCCCAUGUCAGUGACCCACGAUGCCGAUGCCGAUGCCGAUACCACCCUCCGUGCCCUUCGGGAGGAGCAGGCCAGACUAAAGGCGAGGCUGCAGGAGCUGCAGCAGCGGAGGACGGAACUUGGGGACGUCCCCCAUCAGGACCAGGUCCCAUUCCCAGUGCCCCUGGUCCCCCUGGUGUUCCGAGGACACACUCAGCAGGGCACAGAAGCGCCCAAGUCUUUGGUUUCCAAACUCCGGAUCUGCUACCCUCUGCCUGGAGGCUCUGCUUUGGUCACCUUCGAUGACCCCAAGGUGGCCCAGAGGGUGCUACAGCAAAAGGAGCAUAAGAUCGACAUCGAAGAGUGCUGGCUGCGGGUGCAGGUCCAGUCCUUGGAGCUGCCCAUGGUGACCGCCGUGCAGGUGUCCAGACAGAUAAGCAGGAGCAGUGUGCUGGUCACUGGGUUUCCUGCAGGGCUCAGGCUGAGUGAGGAGGAGCUGCUGGACAAGCUGGAGAUCUUCUUUGGCAAGACCAGGAACGGGGGUGGCGAUGUGGAGAGUCGGAAGCUGCUGCCAGGGGGUGUCAUGCUGAGUUUCACUACGGAGGCAGUGGCCCAGAACCUGUGCCGGACUGGCCAGUUUACAGUGCCACUGGGCACGAAAAGCUUCCCUUUGAGAAUCUCACCCUUCCUAACUGGGGAGAUCGAAAAGGCAGAGAUCGUGUUCCAGCCAGUGGCCCAAUCAGUGCUGGUGCUCAACAUUCCUGACGUCCUGGAGGGCCCGGAGCUGCAGGACAUCCUGGAGAUCUACUUCCAGAAGCCCUCCCAGGGAGGUGGGGAGGUGGAGGCCCUAACAGCCGUGCCCCCAGGCCAACGGGGCCUGGCGAUCUUCACCAGCACCUCAACCUCGUUGGGCUAAGAGGCUGCCCUUCUCACCCCCUCACCCGCACCCCUGCCAAGCCUCUCGAACUGGCUGGAGUUGGGUGCACAGGUGGGAGACACGGUGCACAUGGUGCUGGUCAACAGCGGCCGGGAUUAUGGCUUAUGAAAUUGGCCCGAGAACAACAAAA
Messenger RNA from Suricata suricatta (meerkat), 1434 nucleotides. RefSeq names its product interferon induced protein 35 (gene IFI35). NCBI's taxonomy places the organism in Eukaryota, Metazoa, Chordata, Mammalia, Carnivora, Herpestidae. Bases 393 to 1283 code for a protein of 296 amino acids. The transcript has 7 exons. The record is from RefSeq and is a predicted model, not a curated record. Gene Ontology annotation, cellular component: nucleus.